Spirometra erinaceieuropaei is the source of this 557-nucleotide messenger RNA. The record is from the annotation of a GenBank genome assembly. Lineage: Eukaryota; Metazoa; Platyhelminthes; Cestoda; Diphyllobothriidea; Diphyllobothriidae.
AUGCUCUCUGCCAUGCUGAUGGACGCCUACCGUGACGAACGCCCUGGGAUCCGCAUCGCCUACAGGAGGAACGGCCAACUCCUCAACCACCAACGGAUACACUUCCAGUCGAGUGUAUCCGCAACUAUAUUCCAUCAACUUCUUUUCGCCAAUGACUGCGCUCUGAACGCCACCUCGGAAGGGGACAUGCAAAGGAGCAUGAACCUUUUUUCCGCCGCCUGCAACAACCUCGGCCUGGUCAUGCUUAGCUCGACCCACACCCCGCCGCCCAGCACUUCCACCACCGUCAGCUCCACCAAGGUCAACAUAUCUUGCACAUCCACCAUGCCUAGCCGUCACACAGCGCGUCCACCAUCAACAGCCCCACCACUGGCACCAUCUCCAAGACCGACACUAACACCGCUGACUUUUCCUGUCCCCGCUGUCCCCGUACAUCUACCUCACACACUGACCUGGUCGGUCACUUGCGAAUCCAUUGGAGCACCCAUACACACUCACCGCGUCCGCCUCAACUUCCCACUGCACCCCCACAUUCACCUACCGCAUGGGCCUAUUAG